This is a messenger RNA of Thunnus maccoyii (southern bluefin tuna), 2256 nucleotides long. It is a transcript of the gene prr5l, whose product is annotated as proline rich 5 like. Gene Ontology annotation, cellular component: TORC2 complex. Gene Ontology annotation, biological process: TORC2 signaling. The record is from RefSeq and is a predicted model, not a curated record. The transcript is spliced from 9 exons. Bases 380 to 1417 code for a protein of 345 amino acids. Lineage: Eukaryota; Metazoa; Chordata; Actinopteri; Scombriformes; Scombridae.
ACAGUAGCUUGUUAGCCGCAGCCUCCAGCCUGUUGAAUAGAGUCAGCGGCGGCAGUUGGUCGCAGUUCCAGUUAAAGAACAAGUGAAAACAGUGCCGAGCUUCUCAGUUUGAGUCAUUUCAGUGAGGGAAGUGAUCCGUCACACUUACACAAGAACUGUUAACUUUAUACAUUGUUUUGUAUUUUUUUUCUUUUUUUUUCUCUUUACCGCCGAAACUGAAGCGAUGUGUUAAGAAUGAAAGCUGAUGAUGAGGAGCUGAAGGCGGUGCUGAGCUGCGUUUCCACACGUUUUUAUCAUCGUCUCCCUUGAGGACUGCGGACGCUUUUAUUCAUCGGCGGAGCGGCAGAAGUGAAGUUUCACAGAGCAGCCAGAGUGCACGAUGGGAUCUUUCCGGCGUCCCAGGCCUCGGUUUAUGAGUUCUCCGGUUCUGUCGGACCUCGCCAGAUUCCACGCCAGCUCACCCUCUCUACAGAUCUCCAACACCAGCGUGUGGAACAGCGUCCAAUCAGCUGUGAUCAAGGUGUUCCAGGGCGGAGCGCUGCAGACUAACGAGCUGUUCACACUUAACGAGAGCAUCAGGUGGCUCCUUAAAACUGAGAUGGGCUCCUUCAUCACUGAGUACUUCCAGAAUCAGCUGCUGACUCGAGGUCUGUCUGAAGUCCUGGAGCAGAUCCUCCUCCACUCUGGUGAGACUGGUGAGAAGCAGCUCGCCGCCCUCGCCGACAUGUGGGACAGAUUCUUCACAGAGACCCUCCCCACUCUGCAGGCCAUCUUCUACCCCGUCCAGGGUCAGGAGCUGACGGUGAGGCAGAUGGCUCUGCUGGCCUUCAGAGACCUGGUGCUGCUGAAGCUCCACCUUGAGGAAGCUCUGUUAACUGCAGCCUCCGUCCCCCCGCCUGUCACACAGAUGCUGCUGGUCCUGCAGGGUAUCCAUGACUCCGGUGGUCCCAGUUUGGAGUAUUACCAGUUGGAGCGACUGGUGCAGAUUGUUGUGUCUCCGUAUGUCAGCAACGUUCUGCACAACAGAAACCAGCUGCUGUUAGAGUCCCGUCAUUUCCGGCCGUCAGGGUUGUUGCUAGGCGACAAGUCCCAGCCAGAGAUCACCAUCACCCAGCAUCACAACUCCUCCGACUCGUCGUCUCUGGCUCCGCUGGUGGAGCAGGAGGGCGAGGCCUACCUGGAGAAGUGCGGCGGCGUGCGGCGCCACACGGUAGCCAACGCUCACUCUGACGUCCAGCUGCUGUCGGCGUCCAGCAGGAUGCAUGCCGGGACGGAGAAGGACAACGGGGUGGGAGGGUGCGAGGGAAGCGUGGAGUUUUUGGUCGGGGACGAGCCGAUCAGUCCCAGAGCUUUUUCCAGCCAACCGGACAUGAUGGAGUCUCCGAGGAGAGGAGUCAUCUGCCUUCCUCGCAGCUAGCCGGCGUGGCUCACGGGACAGCGGACAAAUGAGACGAUACAGGACGGAAAACUACAGGACGGGAUAACAGGAAACAGGACGGGGACAGGAAGACGAUAAACUGGAUAAGAAGAGAGGAAAUGAAACGGUGACACAAGAGAGGAAGCAAUAAAAUAGGAAAUUAAAGAACAGGAAAUACAAAAGAGGAAAAUCAUGUAGAAAGUCAGCAGGAAAAGAGACAAAACAGAACAAAAAAAUGAGGAAACAACCAGACGGGACCAGAGAGGAAGACUGGAAAACAGCAGAACAAACAGAAAACAACAAGACAGAAGAAGAAUCCAAAUGUCUUCAGAAGUUAUUUAUGCUCCAAACUGUGGAUUUUGUUCUUCAACACUUAGAUUGAAAUCGCUUUAGGAAGGGAAUUAUCUGCCGCCAGUAUGGACGGCGACCAGUAACACUUUUAAUAAUAUACAUACGGGCAUGUCAGUGUUGUUUUAAGGUACACUUGAAAAAACCUGUAAACCUUCCCUGUAAGUCUACAGAAGUGUGAGGAAGUGAAAGGACAGGAAACAGGACAGUGGAGGUGUUCGCACUAAUCUCAUCCGUCCCAGAGCUCCCAGCAGGAUGAGACCUCUGGACCUUUUACUGGGGAGAUGAUCUGAACAGCAGCCAGUGACUCUGCUGUUUAUUAAAGUUCUGAUCCAGAAUCAGACUCGGCGUCUUCAGGUUUGUAUAAACCCUGUGGACAGAAGCGGACUGCAGGUCCUGGUUCUGAUCAGACCUGUUUUUAGUUGAUGUAAAUAUGUUGCUACUGAAUAAUAAAGAUGAUGAAUUAAACUAAUUAAUGCACAAACUUUAAA